UGAAAAAUGUGUUUUGUAUGAAGGCAAAGGAAGGCAGAAAAAAAUCAGUACGUGCAUUAGUGGCUAUUGGAAAUGGUAAAGGGGCUGCAGGUUUUGCAAUGGGGAAAGCAGGUGACAGGAUGAAUGCUUUACGGAAAGCAAAGAAUAAAGCAAUAAGCUGCUUACAUUUUAUAGAGCGGUAUCAGAAUCACACAAUUUACCAUGACGUUACAGUGAAAUUUAAAAGCACAACCAUCCGCAUGAAGAAGCAAAACAAAGGGUAUGGUCUUCGUUGCCACCGAGCUAUCAUCACCAUCUGCAAACUAAUUGGCAUUAAAGACAUGUACGCCAAGGUUUCUGGAUCCAAAAACUUGAUUAACAUUACCAGAGCUUUCUUUAAAGGCUUGACACAACAGGAGACUCACCAACAGUUAGCAAAUCAGAAGAGUCUCUAUGUAGUGGAGUUCCGGGAGGAGCAGGGCCCUCUGCCCAUCGUUGUGGCACUGCCUGAGGGGACUGUCCGUGAGGAUCCCGAGCCUGAAGAUGAGGUUCCAGACACAAAGCUGGAAUGGAGUGAAGUGAAAGAAGCUCAAGGAAUGAAGAAGUCUCCCUGGGCGAAUGUCAGACGGACAGUAUGGUAAAAGCUUCAGUCCCUCUGUCUCUUCUGCUCAGAGAUGCAACUGGGAAAGCCCAGCCCAAAUGGACAGGUCGUCUAGGCUUACAUUUCAGAGGGCACCAAUAGCUCUCUCAUGCCAUUCAUAUUGCUGCUCCCAUUGCUACCAUUCAGUAACACUGUUUGCUUUCCCACAAUUCUUCUGACCACUGUUCGACUAGGGACAUUCAGAUGGAAACAGCCAGUGAACAUGACUUCGACUUCAAGCAUGUAUUUACUCGAUUCCUGAAGAUGAUGUUUAAUCAACAGACCCCAUGUUUCUUUCACAAGGUCUUGGGAAACUACUGAAAAGAUAAAAUUGUGAAAGCAAUAAAGAAUCCUCAGAAUGA
Molecule: messenger RNA, 981 nt
Organism: Fulmarus glacialis (Northern fulmar)
Lineage: Eukaryota; Metazoa; Chordata; Aves; Procellariiformes; Procellariidae
Gene: MRPS5
Product: mitochondrial ribosomal protein S5
Exons: 6
Coding region: 18-620 (200 amino acids)
Biological process (GO): translation
Cellular component (GO): ribosome
Molecular function (GO): RNA binding; structural constituent of ribosome
Source: RefSeq, a predicted model, not a curated record